Asparagus officinalis (garden asparagus) is the source of this 2032-nucleotide messenger RNA. RefSeq names its product B3 domain-containing protein Os01g0905400-like. The record is from RefSeq and is a predicted model, not a curated record. Bases 2 to 1921 code for a protein of 639 amino acids. Gene Ontology annotation, molecular function: DNA binding. Lineage: Eukaryota; Viridiplantae; Streptophyta; Magnoliopsida; Asparagales; Asparagaceae. The transcript is spliced from 4 exons.
GAUGCAGAGAGCAUGCAAGAAAUGCAUUAAGAAAUGCUUGAGGGCUCAUGGGGAAAAACCCAGUUCCUCAUUUUCUUCAAAAGUUUCUGCGGUCCCCUCUUUCUUCAAGAUCAUGAUUGGUGAUUUUGGAGAAGCCUUGUUCAUUCCACCAACUUUUGCUCGAACUUUACAAGGCCUCAUUAACAAGAAAAUUUAUCUUGAAGAUUCUGCUGGAAACCGUUCAAUAGUAAAAUUAAGCGCGACAAAAGAUGGUUCUCUGAUCUUUAAACAAGGAUGGCAUGAUUUUAUAUUGGAUCAUUCAAUAUCUUUGGGAGAAAUUGUUAUUUUUAAGCACAUCGGUAUAUCUCAAUUCACUGUCCAAAUUUAUGGCACUAGUGGCUCUGAGAGAUUUCAGUUCAAAGGAGAAGGAAAUAACAACAAACGAAAAAGGAAAGAGAGUAAGAAUGAAGCUUCCCCUAAUAUUUCGCCUCUAAGUAAAGCUAAGACAAAUUGUGAAGCUUCAGAAAGAAAUCAUAAUGCUUCCGAUGAAGAUGCUGGCAGAAAUUCUCCCAUAGUCUUGUCUGAUGAUGAUAAAGUUAUGGAAAAACUUACUAAAGAUGGAUCUAACAGAUGGGUGAAAAAAUCAGCAGAAAAUAAUAUCGAAAAUAGAAAGAAAAAUCUGAUUGUUGAUAAAAGGACAACCAGGAGAUGCUUGUAUGCUACUGAGAGAAAAUCGUCGAAUGUGCGCAAGGAGGCAGAAUGCGAGCAAGAGAUAUUCAAAAUACCUCCAGGGUUUUCUUGGUCUCAUAAAGCAUCAAACGAAGGGAAAACGUCAAUGAAUAAGCAAGCAAUGGAAGUAGAAUGUACCAAGGAUAUGAAAGAAGAUUCGGGUUUAGAGAAAAACUGUUCUGUGAUAAAUACGAGUUUUCGAGAUACAAAGGCAAAUGAGAAAAAAUUAGCUGAUCAGUGUAAUAGCCUCAAAAGACCCAAACUUGUUUCCAGAAGACCCAAAAUUGUUUCAACAUUGGAUAAUAAUAAUAAGGAUGAAAUGAGAACCGAGAUUGACGACUGGGCAAUAGUCACAUCUCCUCUCUCUAAGGAAAAAUUAUCCGUUGUGGAAUUCUCACAAGAGAAUAAUGUAUUUAUGAAAGAUCAGAUUGAAAAGGGGAAACCCAAAGGAGAUGAUAGUUCAGAGCCUAAUAGUAUUGAAAAAUCUGAAAAUGAAGCUCCACAGGAGUUUGCUAAUGAGGAUGAGGAUGAGAAUCGAAUUGUAUCCAAAGAGUUUGGUAAUGAGGAUUCUAAGGAUGAAGUUGAAGUGAAGAGUGAUGCUACGAUUAGCUUAUUGGCUCCAAAAGAGGAUUGUAAAGCUUUGGGUGCUGAGAAAGAAGAAGUAACAAGUAAAGGUUCAUCUCUACAUGAAAAUGGCAUCGAAGCACCAUCAUGCUCUCCGAUAUUGAAUUGCAAAGAUAAUGACCAAGACGAUCUCCCGCUAUUGCUUGAGGGGAUUAUUAAUGACAAUCAAUCUGAAGGAAAGUUGGAAUUGGAUGAUAAGAAGGUCAGUCCCUGCUCAAAAGGAGAGGCUUCAGAGGUUGUUAAAGCUAAAGAAAUGGAUCCAAUUGAUUCUACGACCGUAAAAAAUACUGAUUUCAGCAUUACGGUUUCUCUGAUUUCUCAGACUUGGCUUCUUUUGCCUGAAAAAUUACCAGCUUGUCCCUUAAGAAAGAGAUGUCUAAGGAAAGUUGUUGUUCUUCAAGAUCCAUCCAUGAGACUGUGGCCAGUUCUCUACCAUGAAAGCUUUGAAUUCAUAGGCUUCAUCGGUGGCUGGGAGGAUUUCGCUACGGCAAACAAGCUUCAACAAGGUGAUACUUGUCAAAUUGAAUUGGUUAGUUCAUCAGAACCUACCUUUAAAGUUCAGUUCUCGAGUUCUCAGAAUCCAAUGUGAGUGACGUAAAUUGUACGUACAUGUUUUGUGAUCUCUAUCAGAACCUGAAUGGUUUCGAAGAUCUUUUGUUUGUAUUGUAAAGGAAGCUAUAAGGCAAUGAAUCUCCUCAUG